Onychostoma macrolepis is the source of this 2698-nucleotide messenger RNA. RefSeq names its product solute carrier family 35 member G2a (gene slc35g2a). Bases 289 to 1536 code for a protein of 415 amino acids. NCBI's taxonomy places the organism in Eukaryota, Metazoa, Chordata, Actinopteri, Cypriniformes, Cyprinidae. The transcript is spliced from 2 exons. The record is from RefSeq and is a predicted model, not a curated record. Gene Ontology annotation, cellular component: membrane.
GCAGCUCGACUGAGAUCUCACCAUCCAGAAACAACGUCCCUUCAGCAUCCUGCGAGAGAAGCCUCUGAGAGACCUGCUGCGAGCCGACUGGAGGCGGAGGCGCCCUGCUAUUAGCCUAUUUAUUUAGAGAAAAUCUAUAAGCGUUUCCAUACAGAAAGAAAGGACAUGGGAAGACUAAACAUAUUGCCUCACAAUGAUCGCUGGAUUUAAUAGAUUAAUUCGCGGAUCUUCAGUGGCGAGGGGCAUCUGAGAGGACAGGAGCUACUCGACAGCUGGUAUUGUAAGAAAAUGGAGGAUUCACCAUCAAAGCAUCUUCUUGGCUCCAAGAAGAGAGUUAAAAUCCACCCGAACACAGUGACAGUCAAAUACGCCACUCACUUUCCCCAGCCUGGAGACGAGGGCUAUGAUGACGCUCCAUCUUUUGAAGACUUUGGCUCAUUUGUCGAAGAGACCUCAGACAGGAAGCACCUCACUGACAGCAAAUCAGGCAGGACUUUUUUCAGUGCGCUUGACAGUCGGUCCAAACCGGCUGGGGACCAAAAGGAGAAAGGGGUCGGAGGUCAGCUGCAGAGCUUUGGGGAGGCCUCUGUGUUCGCCUCACGCAUGACAUGGGCCGCUCUGUUCGGUGCGGCUCUGGCCCACGGCUGCGUGGCUCUCAUCACACGCCUGGCUGCUGACCGCUCUAGGGUGCCGUCGCUGGAGCUUCUCUUUAUCCGCUCCGUCAUCCAGGUGUUGUCCAUCGCCGUGGUGCUUUAUUACCAGGAGCCUCCCUUCGGGCCUCAAGGCUACAGAUUGCGUCUUUUCUUUUAUGGCGUGUGCAAUGUCAUCUCAAUCACGUGUGCGUAUACCUCCUUCGCCAUCGUCCCGCCCAGCAAUGGCACCAUCAUGUGGAGAGCCACCACGACGGUCUUCAGCGCCAUACUGGCGUUUUUACUCAUCGACGAGCGACUGGGCAUGACAGACGUGGUGACGGUUGUCAGUAGCGUCUUCGGCCUCUGCUUGGUCAUGAUUCCCAACAUCGUAGGUGAGCACCGAUCUCUGGAUUUCUGGAAGGAGGCCUUUGGCUACACCAUGACGGUGAUGGCAGGUUUAAUGGCCGCCCUGUCCAUGAUCAUAUACCGCGCCAUCAAAGAGAGGGUGAGCAUGUGGACUGCGCUCUUCACCUUUGGCUGGACCGGAACGUUGUGGGGAGUGUCCACUAUGUUCAUCCUGCAGGAGCCCAUCAUUCCACUGGACGGAGAGACGUGGGGGUAUCUAAUCGGCAUCUGUGUCUGCUCCACUGUGGCGUUCCUGGGGGUCUAUUACGCCCUCAACAAGUUCCAUCCCGCAUUGGUCAGCACGGUUCAGCAUAUGGAGAUUGUUGUGGCUAUGCUUCUGCAGCUGAUUGUGCUCCACAUGGUGCCCUCGGUGUAUGACAUCAUCGGGGGUCUCAUCAUCAUCAUCAGUGUUAUCGUGCUUACGGCUGUAAAGCUUUACUGGGUGGGCAAGAGCAAAAGACAGGAGUAUGAAGAGAUCCUUGACUCGCCAAUAAAGUGAUCAAAGUUAUUGUUUUAGAAAUAUGUUUGUUGAGUUUGACUUUUCAGACCUUGAAUUAAUGGUACCCACACUCUUAAAAACAAAGGGUCAUUGGCAUCUGUGGUUCCAUGAAGAACUUUUAUCAUCCAGGGAACCUUUUAAUUGCACAAAAGGUUCUUUAGAUUUUUAAAAUGUUCUUCACAGCAAGAAAAAAAAAACCAAAAUUGGUUAAUCUGUGGCAUCUCUGAAAAAAUCCCAUUAGAACCUUUAUUUUUAAGAGUGCACAGAGGUUAUUGUGAAUGUUUGAGAAAAAGAUCUAUGUAAAGUUUAUGUAAAGUUUAUUCAUUGAUGAAGUGCCAUUGUGAAGUUGUCUUUGAAUGUUGUAUUAUGUGAAGCUCAAAGAGGUUACUGAUUCUUAUUGCACAUUAUGAAGUAAUUAUCCAUGUGUAGCUGUGUCAUAUCAUGUUUCAUUAGGUAGUACAUCCAAAUAAAUGUCUGUGCAGAGGAGCUGCAAUGACAACAUGGGAUAUCUUCAUAAAUAUACACUAUUUUCCAAAUUGACAUGGUCAAGAGUGCCCUCUGUUGGUAUUUAGUGACUAUAUGGCCCUGAGAAGCAGUCAGAGCAACAAUUUUUGGCGCAGCCGGAGUAGCCUGAGUGAAUCAAAUCAGUUUUGGCAACAGUGAUUCAGACUGCUGUCUGCCAGAGCUUUUCUGUUGGCAUAUGAUGUUGUGAUUUCCAGUAUAUUGAGAAAUAUUGAGGGAGUCAUGUUCGAGUCAUGUACGUAUUCACUCCAGAAAUGAAAAAGUUUUAAGUUUUGUACUGUAAUAAUAUGUUUUGGCAAGGUAUUCUCAUAUUUGAGGUUAAAGACAAAAGAUUGCAUAGUCUGUUCAGCAGGUCCAAAUUAUUUGACAAAGUAUAUAGCAUUGCAGAGGCAUUGUGUUUAUAACAUUCAUUUUAUGGGAAUAAAAAAAAAAAGCCAUUGCAUGAUCCAUGCAAACAUGGGAUUGUUCAUAUAAUAAUAAUGUCACUUGCAACAUUUUUUUUUUUUUUUUUUUCCAGAAACAGGAAUGAAGUAUCUUAACUCAAAUCUAAAAAUGUCCCUGUUGUGUCUUUAAAAAAUUAACAUCAAAUAGUGUACUGUUUCAAACUGAAAUAUUUUCAAAGAUUUGUUUUCUCUUUAAU